ACGUUGAAAAAGCAAGGCAGGGCAAAUGAGGAAGAAAAAGAGAAGAAAAAAAUGGAAGAAAAGGCGGGAGCCAGAACGUGGGGAUGAGAGUUGGGUGGUCCAGAAUGUAGCAACACGGCGUCUUCACAAGUCACAGACUCAACUCAAAGGUUUCCUUCUUCGGUUCAUGUCCCCGAUACCCGCCGUUGCUCCUCCAUUGUAUCUGCUGUUCCCUCUGGAGAAUCAUAUUCAUAUUCAUGGCCACCGCUUGCUCUUCUACUCUGCCAUUCUCCAAACUGCCUCUACCGUUCUCCUCCGCCAAACCAAGUAUCAGCAUCCAUCCCUUUCUCCAACAACUCCGGUUUCCGCUCAGGGCUCCUACAUUUCCAUUUGCUCGGCUUAAGUCGAAGGGGACUGUCUUAUCUUCUCAAUUGCGCGUUCAUUUUGAAGACCAUGGCCUGGAAACCUCAUCCGACAAUAUCCACUCCCAACUCCAAGUUAAAAGCCGCAUUUGGAAGUGGAAGGGUUACUCAAUUCGCUACCAAUGUUCUGGAGAUGAUGGCCCUGCAUUAGUACUGAUUCAUGGUUUUGGAGCAAACAGCGACCAUUGGAGGAAAAACAUUUCUGCCCUUGCUGAAUCACAUAGAGUUUACGCUCUUGAUCUUAUUGGUUAUGGAUACUCAGACAAACCAAAUCCAGAUGUAGUAGGAGAAAGCUUUUAUACAUUUGAGACAUGGGCUGCCCAGCUGAAUGACUUUUGUGUUGACGUGGUUCAGGAUGAAGCAUUUUUUAUCUGUAAUUCUAUAGGAGGAGUAGUUGGUCUUCAGGCAGCAGUUAUGAAACCGCAGAUCUGUAAAGGUAUUGUUCUUCUAAAUAUUUCUCUACGUAUGCUUCAUAUUAAGAAGCAGCCUUGGUAUGGGAGGCCAUUGAUCAGAUCAUUCCAGAGUUUGCUGAGAAAUACUGCUCUAGGAAAAUACUUCUUUAGAACUGUUGCAACCCCGGAAUCUGUGAAGAAUAUUCUUUGCCAGUGUUACCAUGACACCUCCCAAGUUACAGAUGAACUAGUGCAAAUUAUCCUCAAUCCCGGAUUGCAGCCAGGCGCAGCAGAUAUCUUUUUGGAGUUUAUUUGUUACUCAGGCGGGCCCCUUCCUGAAGAACUUUUGCCUAGAGUAAAGUGCCCUGUAUUGAUAGCAUGGGGUGACAAAGAUCCGUGGGAGCCAAUCGAGCUUGGAAGAAAUUACAGAAGUUUCGAAUCUGUGGAAGAUUUUGUUGUCCUUCCCAAUGUUGGACACUGUCCUCAGGACGAGGCACCUCAUCUUGUAAACCCGCUCGUCAAGUCAUUCGUGUCGCGUCAUGCUACAAGAUCUGCAUCUGCAUGCACAUCCUCAGGCGUAUAAUCAUCUAGCACCCGGAGAAUCAGCUCUUGGUUUUGAAACCGAAAGUAUGUCUUAUAAUCACCUUGAAAUGAUUUUCCUCAAAGGGCAACAUGCCUUGCGUUGCACAGGAUAGCUGCGUCCUGACAAACUUGUGGUUCAAUCAAUCUGUACAGCAGUGCGAGGAUAUUGCUUGUACGCCCCCCCACACCAUAUUCAUAUAUAAUUAUAUAUAGCUGCGUUAGUUUGUUUA
Momordica charantia (bitter melon) is the source of this 1605-nucleotide messenger RNA. Its product is annotated as alpha/beta-Hydrolases superfamily protein. Gene Ontology annotation, molecular function: catalytic activity. The record is from RefSeq and is a predicted model, not a curated record. Lineage: Eukaryota; Viridiplantae; Streptophyta; Magnoliopsida; Cucurbitales; Cucurbitaceae.